UGUGCGAAGGAUUCCGUGAACGUUUCCAGAGGUGGAAAAGGCUUGUCUUUAGUAUGAUUUUGAGCAUUGGUACAGCUACACUUUCACUGGAAUAGAGGAUUGACCUUCUCAAUCUUUGUAGUACCGGACCUGAAACUGAAGCAUCAUGGAAACCGAGUAUUCUAAAAGGGUCUAUCAAGGGGUGAGGGUCAAGCACACAGUGAAAGAUCUACUGGCAGAGAAACGACAAAAUCAAACAAAUGGACCAAGAUACAGUGGAGGAACAUCCAGCCAAUCAUCAUUUGUUCAAAUGCCAGGGUCUCACAUGAUCCCUAGCUACUACGGCAUGAGGCGACCUUUCAUCUCCGACUCGGACUUCUCUCCCAAGCAGUUCUCGGGCGAGGUCUACUCCUCAUCCCUGGGUGGCAAGCCUCUAGGUUGUGACCCAUCGGCCAUGUCUGGCUACCCGUCCGUCAUAGACAGCUACUACCCGGAAACGUUCGGAGACUACCGUAGUGCAGCCUUCACCACCGGAGGGAGUUCCAUCUUCCCCAGCUCAGCCCUGUCCACUCUGCUACCACCUUUCUCUGGAGAGUCCCCCCACUUUCUCCUGAGGGAUUCGUGGGAGCAGCCAGUGGCAGACCCAGUGACCCAGGGAGAGGGUUUGUGUGCAGACGGCCUGACCUCUGUUCCAGUCUCCCUGCCCAGCCCCGACCCUCCCGGGAGCCCGUCACAGUACCGCUGCUCCACCCGUAGCUCCUCCAUGGCCUCGGCACAGCCCUAUGCCCUUCACCCUCUGGACGAAGUACACUACCACACCUCUUACCCUGCUGCCUCCACUUUCACAUGUCCUUCCUAUAUGACUGUCUCCAACGACCUAGCCUCCAAGAUGGCCCCUCUAGCUAAUGAGGUCUCUGACAGUACCCUCGCCACACAUAGUGACACGCACUCGUGGGUGAAAGAAGAUGGUGGAAGCUCUUGGUCGCCAUAUGAGAUUCGGAGGUCUUAUUAAAUCCAUUUGGAAACAUC
Molecule: messenger RNA, 1008 nt
Organism: Oncorhynchus tshawytscha (Chinook salmon)
Lineage: Eukaryota; Metazoa; Chordata; Actinopteri; Salmoniformes; Salmonidae
Exons: 5
Coding region: 146-991 (281 amino acids)
Molecular function (GO): POU domain binding; DNA binding
Source: RefSeq, a predicted model, not a curated record